UCUGCGGCCUGUAAAGAAAUACGUCAGAUUCCCUCCUUGGUUUCCAAGGCGCUUGCCGCACUCCCUCCCCUCUCCUCGCGCCCCUUCCCGCCAGCCGCGUCGCGAGAUCCAGACCGAAGUUCUCUCUAUCUUACUAUCAAGCCAUAUAAUUCUGCAGUUACUUGGUCAAAAUACAUUGAAUCUAUGCUUUGUGGCGCUUUACAAGUGAGAACAGAUGGCUACUGCUACCCGAUCAGGACGAUUCAAUAAAGAUGAAGGCACUAACAACUCAAAAAUUAGGAGUGCUGGGUUGAUAGCGAAAUAUAUGAAAGGUUCCACUGCUUCUGGUUCAACAGCAAAUGGCAGCUCAAAAAGCAGAACUAGUAAAAUCAGUGCAAAAGAUAUCGAAAGUCCAACCACCUCAGACAUCAAAGCAAUUGAUUCAUCUAAUUUGAGAAGGUCUACCAGGGAAACACCUACGAAAAAAAUGAAUGCAUCAACUUCUGGCUUGCAAAAAUCUGGAAGGCCUGAAAAUGGACCUCCAUCUUCUUCAGAUAAGAGGAAGCCAGAAGGAACUGAGAAGAAAAGGCCACAAAGCCCUUUGAGAAGGUCAGAGAGAAUUGAGAAGUAUAAUGCUUCAAGCUCCUCUGGUUCAAAAAUUUCCAACAAAAGUUCAAGCCCUAUGCCGGUGAAGAAGAAAGUGAAUAAUGAAGAAAAAUUAGUGGAAUCAGGCACUGAAGAAGAAAGCAAGGACAAGAAGCUGGAUCUUAAGAGUGAUGGAUCAUCAAAAAAGAGAAAGAGAUUGGAUGCACGCAGUUACAGGGCAUUACUUAAGCCACAGGCAAAGAGACCUAAAAGUUCAGAUGCCACCACAAUGCACCAGGAAGAUGAUGCCUCACUAGGAGAUAAAAUUGAUUCUGGGGCUAGUGAUUCGAUGGAGCAUGGUGAAAGAAAGGGAGAUGAGCUUAGUUUGAAAUAUUCCAGUGAAAAAUUUGAAGAAGCUGUGGAGGGAUCUAGUGCAGACUUAAAAGGUCUUGCUGAGUUGACCUUGGGAGUUGAGGGAGAAGGAAAGGCACCUACUAGCAUGAAACAUGACAUUAUUGAAACUAAUGAGCCUAGAACUGUAGAUAUUUGGCCGCAAGCAAAGUGCAGCAGCAUUCUGUUACAAUCUUCUCCAGUUGGAAGUGCUGCCACGGAUAAUAGCAGUGGCUAUGUUCAAAGAGAGAAUGUUGGUGGAGCUGACAGAAUUAACACAUGUGGAUUUGAUAAGGAGGAUCUGGGAACUGCAGAAACGAUAGAGUCUGCCUCUGAAGAUAAGUCCCUUGCUGGUAAUCUUUGUUUAGAAAGCGGGGCCAUUUCAGUAGGACCAUCAACUAAACAAAUCCUUAUUCUGGAAACUUCUACAGCAGAUGCAAUGGCCUCAUCUCCUUCUGUGACUAAAAAGAAAAAUUUGGAGAAAUGCAUAGUGUUCUCUAAAUUUAAAAGGGUGCAAGACUCCAAAGAUCAGGAAUUAUGUCCAUGCGAACACACAACAGAACAUGAGGAAGUCUUUGAGACUGUUGUUUUGUCAGAAAAUCCACAAAAAGAUGAGAAUAUUUUUGGGUGCUCCCAAGAGGUCGAAGCUAAAAGAAGUUCUGUUCCAGAAACUAGAGAACAGUUUUCUGAUUCUGCAAUGCAAAACUGCUUCAUAACAUCAGCUGAUACAAGAUAUGUCACUGUACCUAUGGAUGGGGAUAGGGCAAGACUUGAAUUCAGUGACUGCAUGGGUGUUCCAAAUGAACAGCUUAGGUCAACUUACUGGAAGGAGUCCACAACGGAAAGUGGUGCAAGUGCAUGUGUUAUCUGCAAGCAUCCUGGACUGCUUUUAUGUUGUGAUGGGAAAGACUGCAAAAGAAGCUACCAUCUUUCCUGUCUGGAUCCUCCUCUGCAAAGUAUUCCUCCUGGCCUUUGGCUUUGUAUACCUUGCAUUAAAAAAAGGAUAGUGUUUGGGGUAUACUCGGUAUCUAAGGGGAUGGAAUCUGUUUGGGAUGUUAAAGAAGGAAUGCAGAAUGACAAGGUUUAUUUUGUCAAAUAUGAAGGUCUUUCCCAUGUCCAUAACUGUUGGAUUCCAGAAAGCAAGAUGCUUCUUGAAGUUCCUGCACUUGUGUCUAAAUUUAAUAGGAGAUAUCAGAAAGAGAAGGUUGCCUAUGCAAAGAUCAUAAGGUGGAAGCAAGAAUGGACUGAGCCACAUCGGUUGUUGCAGAAAAGGUUGCUGAUGUCCCAGAAUCUGGCUGAUGAGUUCUUUCAUGGGCUAGGAAAUAAUGUUUCAUAUUGUUAUCAUGAGUGGUUCGUGAAAUGGAAGGGUCUUGGUUAUGAGCAUGCUACAUGGGAGCUUGAAAACUCACCAUUUUUAUGCUCAUCUGAUGGGAGGAUGCUUAUAAAAGAUUAUGAGACUCGCCGUGAGGAGGCAAAAAAAACAUCUGAUCCUUCAAGAACUGAAAAGGCUUUGCAGAUAAAGAGAAAGCCUUUCCAAAAAUUGUCCAAGCUGCCUGAUGGGUGUCCACCUGGACUUGAUAAUGAUCAUCUAAAUUCUGUUAACCGGCUUCGUGAGUUUUGGCACAAGUCUCAAAAUGCUAUUCUUGUUGAUGAUCAGGAGCGAGUUGUUAAAUCCAUAUUAUUUAUAAUAGCCUCACUAUCUCAUGCAUCUCGGCCUUUUCUCGUCAUCUCAACAAUCACAUCUCUUUCCUUAUGGGAAACUAAAUUCAAUCGCUUAGCACCAUCUAUUAAUGUUAUUGUCUACAAUGGAAGCAAAGAUGUUCGUAAGAUUAUUCGAACAUUAGAAUUUUAUGAAGAAGGUGGUUGCAUAAUGUUUCAAGUUCUUCUAUCACAUCCUGAUGCUAUUAUUGAGGACUUUGGAAAUGUAGAUUGCAUCGGCUGGGAAGCAAUUGUAGUUGAUGAGUGUCAAAACUCUAGGGUAUCCAAAUACUUUGAACAACUUAAGAAUCUUUCCACUGAUUUCAGGCUUCUCCUUUUAAGUGCACCAUUGAAGGAUAGCCUUGCUGAAUACCUCAAUCUGCUCUCAUUCCUUGAUUCAGGAGGAAAAGAGAAUUGUAUCAGUAAUUUGAAGUUUGAUCAUAACGAUCAUGCUGGUACACUUGCCAUAUUGAAAGAGAGAUUAGCACGUUAUCUUGCAUAUGAACGCAAACCGGACUCCUCAAAGUUUAUAGAGUACUGGGUUCCUGUUUGGUUUUCAAAUGUGCAGCUUGAACAAUAUUGUGCCACAUUAAUUUCAAGCUCCAUUGCUCUUCGUUCAUGUUCGAAAAUUGAUCAUGUUGGAGCUCUUCGUGACAUUCUUAUAUCUACUCGGAAGUGCUGUGACCAUCCUUACCUAGUUGACAAGUUGUUGCAAAAUUCACUAACCAAAGACCUUCCAGUGGUUGAUAUUUUGGAUGUUGGAGUAAAUGCAAGCGGAAAACUACUGCUACUUGAUAAGAUUCUCAAAGAGAUGAAAAAUCGAGGUUUAAGAGUGCUGAUACUUUUUCAGUCUAUCAGUGGGACUGGAAGGAAUUCGAUUGGUGAUAUCUUGGAUGAUUUUCUUCAUCAGAGAUUUGGUGCUGAUUCAUAUGAACGUGUGGAGAGUGGAUUGAUUAUGUCCAAAAAAUUGGCUGCUUUGAAUAUGUUUAACGAUAAGGCUAAAGGAAGAUUUGUGUUUUUAAUUGAAAAUCGUGCUUGUCUCCCAAGUAUCAGACUUUCAUCAGUUGAUGCUAUUAUUAUUUAUAACAGUGAUUGGAAUCCAUUGAAUGACCUAAGAUCUCUUCAGAGAAUAAGCCUUGAAUCAAAGUUUGGACGGGUAAUGGUGUUUCGUCUAUAUUCAUCUUAUACGGUGGAGGAAAAACUUUUGAUAUUCGCAAAGCAAGAUAUGAUUCUUGAGAGCAAUAUACAGGGCAUAAGCACUAGUGUUAGCCAUUCACUUCUCAGUUGGGGUGCCACAUAUCUCUUCAGUAAACUUGAUGAAUUUCACCAGCAGGAGAACCUAAACAAUUGUUCUGAAAAUUCCACUGACAAUUUACUCUUGGAUAAUGUAGUGCUGGAGUUGUUAACAAAAUGGCACGGCAAGGCGGAAGCUUGUAAUCCUAGCAACUGCUCAGUUUUGAUAAAAGCACCGCAGAGUGGAGCAUCUUAUUCGAGGAACAUUACGUUGGUUGGUGAGAAGGAUGGUAUCUCCUCAUUGGAUAAAGAUCCACCCAGCUUCUGGUCAAUUUUAUUGGAUGGAAGGUAUCCUCGAUGGCGAUAUAUAUCUGAGUCAUUUCAGGGGAGCUGCAGAAAAUUUCAGCAUCUUGAUAGUUCUCUAAUGAUACCAGAUGAAGUAAAUGAUGAGGUGAAGAAAAAGCAUCGAAAAGUAGUAGUUAGCAACACUGUUAUUUCUUUGCAAAGCUGCCUUCAAGAAAAAGGAAAAGAAGCAGCUGAGGGCAAGGGUUCUAUGCUGCCUGAAAACUUGACUCAAUGUGGCUCCAAUCAUCCAUCCCUUAUUUCUCCAUGGAAAGAAGCACUUGCUCCGAGCAUAACAAUGAAGGAAUCAGUUGCAGAAUUGUCUGGAGAUCGAAGUAAUAUUUUGAGACAACACACGGUCACUUCACCACAUGUUACAAGUCAAGCAAUCCAUAAUCAGAACGAAUCUCUCUUAUCAGUUGAUACUUCAGGAGUACAUAAAUCUCCUAGUGUUGAAUCUGAAGGGAGCGAAACAUUGAGGAAUGUGCAGAGGAGCCUUCAUGUCCAGUUGAAGCCAGAGUUGUCAAUACUAUGCAAAAUUUUGAGCCUUUCAGAUGAUGUCAAGCGCACAGCUGAAAUGUUUCUUGGGUAUAUUAUCAAUAAUCAUCAUGUUAAUCGGGAACCAGAAACCUUAUUGCAAGCCUUCAAGAUAUCCCUGUGUUGGCAUGCUGCUUCUUUCUUGAAACACAAGGUGGAUCACCAAGAAUCGCUUGCACUUGCAAAAAAAUAUUUGAAUUAUCAGUGCAAUGAGGAGCUGGCCGAAUCUGUUUAUUAUAAACUGCGAAAAGUAAACAAAAAGUUUUCUUGUCGAACAGGUACUUUGAGGAAUGACAGUGAGCCAAAUUCCGCAGAGGAUAAUUCACCGCAAUCAGGAAAAGAUGUUGCUGGAGAACUUGUGCAUGAGAUGACUCCAAAUGUAGAUGUGUGUCAUCAUCAUGAAAUGGAUGGAGAGGAACUCAGAGAUAAACCUGAUUGUCUUAGGUUCACUGAACAGCAAAUAUUGGUGGAACAGGAGCAGGAGCAGGAAAAGGUCCUUGUGACUCCUCCAAUGCUUCAGCAUCAUAUUGAGUCAGUAAAAGAUGAACUCCUGAAAAGCCGAGUUGAUUUGAUUCAUAAAAUUUGUUCAAGAAGGGCAGAAGAGCUAAUUCUGAAGCAGCAACAAGAAAUUUCAAAUUUCAACAUACACAAGGAAGAAGGGAAAAUGAAAUUGAAGAAAGCUCAUGAUUUGGAUUUGGAGCUCAUCCACACCAUACAUAUGGAUUCCACAGUAAGAAAUGACAAGAUAAGAUUGCUAAAUCAAGAGUUCUCAAAAAAAAUGGCUGCAUUUGAGGAACACAUGAAAUGUCAGCAUGCUAACCUUGAAGUUAUGCAGUUAAAUGCAAGGAAUAAGGAGGAGCAGAUAAAGGAUAACUGGAUGGAAGAAGCUAAAGCUUGUAAACUAGCUGAGUCUUUUGACAGCAUUCCUUUGUCAGAUUCUGGAUUCAGGGUGGAAGAGUUCAGAGACAUCAGUGAGCAAACUGGAGCCUGUGAUGGUUCGGGAAACACAAUGCCUCGAUCUGGACCGUCUUCAGAUCCUCCAUUCGUUGAUGCGACAACAACAGAUCCUAUGGAAUCUAUUUAUUUGAAUGCUAAAUAUUCAGAAAAAUCUGCAACAAAUCAUACUAGUGGGGCAGUCGAAGUUUCAAUAGAAUCUGGGACCCUAUCUUCUCAGUCCAAUAACAGGAAUGGAAUGGAAUGUCUUAAACCAACUAACAUAUCUCCGGAAAUUCCGGCAAGUGUUUCACCUGGAGAGACAGGUAGCAUGCCUACUGGUGCCAGAGACCCAGUUCUGUGGUCCAAUAUCAUGAAUUCAGUGGGUAGCAGGCCUAAUGCAAUUCCUGUUGUCUCCGGAGAAACGACAGCUGUUGACAAUGAGCAAAUUGGUGGUGCAGAUAAUUCUGAUGGUGCAUGCUUGAUAUCUUCCCCUCUGCAAAGCAUUAUUGAGUAUCCUUCCUUUGUCAGUGCUUCAACAAGCUCUGGCUGUGAAAACAGUGUCUCAUCGAAUGAGGAACACUUUAUCAAUGAACAUGAAGAGCCUGCAGCAUGUGGUGGAGAGGAAAGGGAUCGCGGUUCUUGUUCUUCCCAACAAAUUGUGGUUCCUCCUCAUUCAGUUGAUAUUGUCCAUUCCCUAGUUGAACCAACCAAUCGGGAUGCAACCGUCUCAGAGUCACUUGAUCAAGUCUCUAGUUCUUCCCAAGAAAUUAUGGCUCCUUCCUCACAUGUAGUUGAUGUUGUCUCUUCACAAGUCGAACCGACCAAUCAGAGCACAACCAUCUCAGCCUCCCUUCAGCUUCAGUUGCCUCUGUCGACCGACAUGCCCGUAAUUGAACAUGGUCAAGAAAGCACGCCUCUACAUAUGGAAGGUGAAGAAGAGCCUACUCAUCAUAUACAUUGUACUAGCCAACAAAUUGAAGUGCCAUUACAACAACCGAAUGUUACUGCAGCUAUGCCUGUUGGGCAAUCGAGACAACUGGUAUCACAAUUAUCAGUGUCUGUUGUAUAUCCAUCACUUUCGAAUGCCAGUAUGCAAGCAGAAAGGCCACAUUCUGAGGAUUUGAGAAGCACCAGUGUGCAACCUUUAUCAGAAAGCCCUUUUCCCCAGCUUUUUCCUAUGGCACCAUUGUUGCCACCUCAAGGGCUCCAAUCUGAACCGCUUAAAAAUGAACUAACUAGGCUUCGAAUGCAUCAGGAUUCGCUUGCCAAGUUGCAUGAUGAUAAGAUAGUACGACUUAAAUUAGAGUGUGAUCAAGAGUUAGAGAGGGUAAGAAAGAAGUAUGAUGCUUUACUCAAGCAUACAGAGACAGAAUUUCUUCAAAAUAAGGAGAUGAUAGAGACAGUCUAUAACAAAGUGUACAUGAAUCAAAUUUUAGCUGAGGAGUUUAGGGCCAAAUUCGUUGAAAAUAAGGGAGCGACUUCUGCAUCUUUUCUGGUUCCAGGUCUAUGUUCAAGUUCUUUGCAGCACUUGCAUCAAGCAUCCCAGCCACAGGUUGCCGACAGGCCGGUGUCAGUCUUGUCUGUGCCUGUCUCAACUCCAGCUACGCUACCUCCAGGCCCUAGCCCUACGCCAACUCCGUCUUUGCUUGCCUCUCCCAGAUUUUGGGUCCCGGGAUCUACUGCUUCAUCGAUCUCCUCUGGUCAGAUGGUCCACAAUAUGGCUUCCAUCUUUCCUGGCAAUGUAGCCAGGCUUCGCUAUGGUCCAACACUUCCACCCUGUGGAAACCUUCAAGCUGCAAGUGAGACUCGUGCCCCUGCUCCACAUCUGCAUCGCUUCAGACCUCACACAUCCCUUUCAGUACAAAAUUUUGGGAUACCAACUAAUGGGAUGAGCAGUCAGCGGCAGGCUCUUGCUAAUCUGGGUUCUCCAUCUUCUUCCAGUGCUCAAGCUGCAGCUGUUUCCCACGUACUUUCAUCAGCGGUUUCGGUUGGUGGAACCUGUCAGCCCAUUAGUUCAAGUGUAUUACCAGUUUGUCGUGGUGCUGCUCUUGCCCCAGUCAACUUGCCCCUGGAUGCUGGGGACUUCCAGAUUGGAGCUGACCGGCAAAACCUGUCACAAUUAGCAGAUAUAAGCCCGAAUUUUGAUAGAUGGCUCUCAUCCAAUAUGGCUCUGACAGGUGAAUUGUCUCAAUCAUGUAUGGAUGCUACGAUGCCUUCUGUUUCAACAGAUGUUGUCUGCGUAUCAGAUGAUGACUGAUCGAUGUGGAGAAAGCAUCCCAAGUGCAACUUGCCUAUCCGAAAAUUUUGUAUCGUAUAUAACAGAUCAGAUCCCUAGAUAUGCAGUAAGCUGUGUCUUUCCAAGUGACACGGUGUCUUUCCAAGUGUUUAGACCAAUGGGGGUCAUGGUGCCUGAAGCUGCUGAUAUUUUAAAGAGUAAUCUUGCUUUCCAGUUGUUUCAGUUGGUGGAUCCUUUUUUGGAUAUAGAAAUGCUGUUAGGAGCUUUGUAUGCUAGGAUGUUGGCCAUCAGUGAAAGGCAUCAUUUGACUAAAUAGGUGUUUAUUUCUUGAUCCUGUGUCCUGCACAGAUUUCCCCACUCUUAUGACCAUUAAUGAAACUGAUUUUUCCUAAAAAUGUCAAAAUUUUUGCGUGAAGAUGGUAUCCGCAGUAGGGCAGAUCAUUGGUUUUACUUUCUGAUGUGUAAUCUGCAAGAUUGGCGGGAUGAGUCGAAUUAUUUCUGGGAUUCAAAUAUUAGUUGGUGAGAAA
Messenger RNA from Elaeis guineensis (African oil palm), 8463 nucleotides. NCBI's taxonomy places the organism in Eukaryota, Viridiplantae, Streptophyta, Magnoliopsida, Arecales, Arecaceae. The record is from RefSeq and is a predicted model, not a curated record.